Messenger RNA from Dentiscutata erythropus, 126 nucleotides. The record is from the annotation of a GenBank genome assembly. Lineage: Eukaryota; Fungi; Glomeromycota; Glomeromycetes; Diversisporales; Gigasporaceae.
AUGUCUAGCAGUUCUUUGGGCAAUAGAGUAUUUCCACCAUUAUUUUGGCCUGGAUCUGGCUCGUUGGGUACUUCGAUUGCAAUCGUACAAUUUCACAAUUAUACAUCAUCAGGAAAAAAAGCAUAG